CAUAUUUUACUGCUGUUUUUUGUUUUGUGUUUUGCAAUCCCAUCAGCUAACUCUGUGACUGAGAUGUGAAGGAGCGAAGUGUGAGGAUGGCAGAGGUAGGGUUUCACGAGCGGAGUUCGGUGAGGUCGGGGUACAGAGCUCGAGAUGCUAGUCCUGAUUCUGUGAUUUUCACACUGGAAUCCAAUUUCAGCCUCUUCUCUUCCGCUUCCGCCAGCGUCGAUCGCUGCUCUUUCGCCUCCGACGCUCACGAUCACGACUCUCUCGCUUCUGAAAUCUCUCUGCAUUUGGCAGGACAUGAUCGUGACCACAAUGAGAGUUUAAGUGGCCCAGAUCUAGAUCCAAACAAACCCGGCACAGUACACAAGCACGGUCGUCUCUCACGAAAGGGAGAAAAAGUGAAAGUUCAAAACGAGGCUACUGAUGCUUUAAUAGAAGAUGACAAUCAACUCACAGAUUCCGCAAGAAGCUCAUUUUCUCUUGCUGUAAAAGAGUGUCAGGAGAGGAGAUCUAGAUCUGAAGCUUUGUGUAAGAAGCUCGACAGGCAAAGACCUGCUUCAAUAGAUCUGAAUAAUGUUGCUGCUUCUUCUCCACGGUUGGGAAAUAUGAAGAAAAGCUCAGUUACAGGCCGGAAAUCUGGUGCAUUUCCUAGUCCAGGGACUCCAAAUUAUGGUCACACUAGUGUUGGAAUGCAGAAGGGUUGGAGUUCUGAGCGAGUGCCCUUGCAUGGCAAUGAUGGCAAGAUGCAGGUGAGUGCUACUCUGGUGCCUUUGAAUAGUGGAAGGACUUUGCCUUCCAAGUGGGAAGAUGCUGAAAGGUGGAUAUGCAGUCCUGUGUCUGGGGAUGCAAGGCAGUCAAUUGCACCUCCCCAGAGGCGACCAAAAUCAAAGAGUGGUCCGCUUGGCCCUCCAGGGGUUGCCUACUAUUCAUUGUAUUCUCCAGCAGUGCCAAUGUUGGAAGAGGGGAAUGUGCAAAAAUUCAUGGCUGGUUCUCCAUUUUCAUCGGGUGUAAUUGCAGCUGAUGGUUCGGCAAUCCAUUCUGUCGGCCACGGUGGAGCUUUUACUGCACGAACAGAGCCUUGCAUGGCCCGUUCUGUGAGUGUACAUGGGUGCUCUGUGAUGUUGAACCCACCAUACUUGCCCUCCCAAGAUGAAAAACCUAAUAGAGUCAAGGAUAUGGGCAAUGAUAUUUCUCAUGAUAUUUCAAGAAGAGACAUGGCAACCCAAAUGAGUCCACAGGGGAGCAACCACUCAUCUCCUGAAGGAAGGCCUUCUUUCUCACCCUCCACCCUGUCUCCUCUACCUAUUGUGGAGGUGCAAAGCAUCCAUUCCUAUAAAUCAGAAGUUAGAGAUGUGCAGGUAGAUGAAAGGGUCACUAUGACAAGGUGGUCAAAGAAGAAUAAAGCCCGAAACCCAAGAAAGUGUUCAGACAUUGUUGAUGAUUGGAGAAAGAAAGCUGUUGAUGUUCAAACAUCAACCUGGGAUGUACCAGAUACAGCAAAGAACAUUUCCAAGAUCAAAAGAGAAGAAGCCAAAAUCACUGCAUGGGAGAAUCUGCAGAAGGCAAAAGCUGAGGCUGCAAUACGGAAACUAGAAAUGAAGCUGGAAAAGAAGAGGUCAUCAUCAAUGGAUAAGAUAAUGAAUAAGCUGAGAUCAGCUCAAAAGAGAGCCCAAGAAAUGAGGAGUUCGAUGUUAGCCAACCAGGCCAAUCGCAUUACAAGGACUUCCUAUGGGGCCAUAUCUUUACGUAGAACACGCCAGAUGGGUUCACUAAGUGGUUGCUUUACCUGCCAUGCUUUCUAAUUCCUCGUUGAUGCUAUGGUUGCUGGGUUUUGAUUGAUCUCAAAUGCCAGUUUAAGUGGAAUGAUCACUGGAGAUGGACAAGAUGAAUAUUGUACAGGAAGAAGCAUCAAUCUCUCUACGUUGACACUAAAUUGGUGUCACUGCAGUUUUGCAUGACUGAAGAACGGCUGCCUCUGUCAAGAUUCCAGAUAAAAUGCAUGACCUCAGUUGUGCCAUAACCCAGAACUUAAAAGUAUUUCAUGAACAUUCUACUAAUAAAUCUUGCACGCUUGUAUCUGUAAUAGUGUAUCAACCUUUAAAUUUUUCAUUCUGUGAUAGUUUGCCCUGCAAGUGAAAAAUUCACUCUUAUC
Rubroshorea leprosula is the source of this 2149-nucleotide messenger RNA. Lineage: Eukaryota; Viridiplantae; Streptophyta; Magnoliopsida; Malvales; Dipterocarpaceae. The record is from the annotation of a GenBank genome assembly.